AUGCAGGUUCUUGUUGCGGUGCUGAGCUUCAUCGACAUCGUGGCGCUUACUUUCCUCAAUGGCUACUGGCUAAUCACCCUCGAUGAACUGGAGUUGGACCAUCUGAACCCGGCCGACGUGGCCAAGCGCCUCAACAAGCUCGUUUACCCGGAGAUGAUCCUGCACGGUAUCCUCAUGUUCUUGUGCUUGCUGGCGUGGGCUCCGUGGGUAUUUCUGCUUAAUAUCCCGGUUGCAGCUGUCGUGCGGAAUGAACACAUGAUGGACCCAACGGAAAUUCUGCGUUUCAAGAAUCUGCAGCAGGCUCGUUUGGAGUCUAUUGCUAGGACGGUCUUCUACGGUCUCCAGAUUGUCUACGGCAUGUUCUGGAUGGUGUCGGCUAUUGUGAACUCAGCGAAGAACCGGAAGGGUGGCAAGCGCGCAUAG
This is a messenger RNA of Phytophthora infestans T30-4, 423 nucleotides long. RefSeq lists its product as uncharacterized. Lineage: Eukaryota; Oomycota; Peronosporomycetes; Peronosporales; Peronosporaceae. The coding region runs from base 1 to 423 and encodes 140 amino acids. Gene Ontology annotation, biological process: vesicle-mediated transport. The record is from RefSeq and is a predicted model, not a curated record. The transcript has 5 exons.